Molecule: messenger RNA, 1314 nt
Organism: Plutella xylostella (diamondback moth)
Lineage: Eukaryota; Metazoa; Arthropoda; Insecta; Lepidoptera; Plutellidae
Product: inactive hydroxysteroid dehydrogenase-like protein 1
Molecular function (GO): oxidoreductase activity
Source: RefSeq, a predicted model, not a curated record
UAGCUUAUAGGACUCACUCAGUGCGCGGUCAGCAUGCAGCGCCGCCGUGUGUGUCGCUCUAUUCUCCAAUCACCGCCCGUUCCGAAUUCAAAUCUUGCAGCUUGACAGCUCGGAUACCCGCCAAAUUGUGUCCAUAGAUAAACAAACUUUUCAUCAGUGCAUCCAGCCAGUUAUCAAUUAAAAACAAAAAUGUUUUUUGUUGUGCCUGCGUUAGCGGUGAUAGGCGCCGUAGUUACGACCGUCUUUAUCCUGGAUUCCCUCAGGAGUCCCCUGGAGCUGAUAAUAUCGUAUCUAAUGCCGUAUUUCUUGCCGGGAGAAGAGCAGUCGCUCGUGAAGAGAUUUGGACCUUGGGCCGCGGUGACGGGGUGCACGGACGGCAUCGGGCGGCAGUACGCGCUGGAGCUGGCGCGCCGCGGGCUCAGCCUCGUGCUCAUCAGCCGCAACCCCGACAAGCUGGCCGCACUCGCCGGAGAGAUCGAGAAGCAGCACGGGGUGAAGACGAAGGUGAUCGUGGCGGACUUCAGCCACGGGGCUCCGGUCUACGAGCACAUCGAGCGCGAGCUCGGCACCAUACCCGUGGGGAUACUAGUGAACAACGUAGGCGUAAACUACCCGUACCCGAUGCCGCUCUGCGAGGUGCCUGCAGCCACAGCAUGGGAGCUGGUAGCAGUGAACGCGGGCGCGGUGACGCUGCUGAGCCGGCUGCUGCUGGCGCGCAUGGCGGCGCGCGGCGCGGGCGCGCUGGUCAACGUCAGCUCGGGCUCCGAGCUGCAGCCGCUGCCGCUCAUGACGGUUUAUGCGGCUACUAAGGCCUACGUCCGCAGCUUCACGCACGCGGUCCGUGAAGAGUACGCGUCCCGCGGCAUCGUGGUCCAGCACGUGUCGCCCCUCUUCGUCUCCACCAAGAUGAACGCCUUCUCCGAGCGAGUGAUGAGAGGCAGUCUGCUGGUGCCUGACGCUGAGAGCUACGCGCGGAGUGCGGUAGCGACGCUGGGAAGGGUGCAGGAUACUACGGGGUUCUGGUCGCAUGGGUUGCAGUACACCUUUAUAAAGAUGGUACCAGUGUGGCUGAGGACGAAGAUAGGACACCACCUCAACAAGCAAUUUAGAGAAGAAUACAUGCAAAAUUCUAAAGUAAAGUCGAAUUAAAAUUUAAUAGUGUAAAUAACAAUAAUUAGGUGCUAAUAGGUAAUGAUAAUAUUAUUUACUUGUGUCUUUCACGUUUACAAUAAAACAGUCUUAUUUUAUAAAAAUGAGAAAUUUCAUGUCGUUUCUUCUAGACGCAUUUUGAUGAUUACGAGUACUAUUGACAUG